Messenger RNA from Athene cunicularia (burrowing owl), 1894 nucleotides. RefSeq names its product ankyrin repeat and SOCS box protein 3-like. Gene Ontology annotation, molecular function: protein binding; transcription cis-regulatory region binding. NCBI's taxonomy places the organism in Eukaryota, Metazoa, Chordata, Aves, Strigiformes, Strigidae. The transcript has 10 exons. The record is from RefSeq and is a predicted model, not a curated record. Bases 203 to 1873 code for a protein of 556 amino acids. Gene Ontology annotation, cellular component: nucleus. Gene Ontology annotation, biological process: intracellular signal transduction; positive regulation of transcription by RNA polymerase II.
UUGCAGGGAGUUCAGAAUUUCAAUACAUCAUUAAUUAUUAUUGUUUGUUCUGGUGAGUUUUUUGAGCCUUAUUUUCUGAUAACUUUUAGUAUUUCUAGUUUCUUUAUACAGAAGCAAUUACACACCUCUCUCUGAUCAGGAUGACUACCACUCUCCAGACACUUUGUAUUUCCAUGGUCCAGCUCUGCAUAAUCAUUGUGAGAUGGAGCAUCUGGUGUUCCACGAAAUAGUCACAAGAUUGCCGUCCACAGGGAUGGAUUUCACGGAAGCCUACUCCGAUCGAUGUUCUGCUGUGGGGCUUGCAGCCAGAGAAGGAAAUGUUAAAAUGCUGAGGAAACUACUUAAGCAGAGAUACAGCAUCGAUGUUCCAGAUAACAGGGGGUGGGUGCCAAUCCACGAAGCAGCAGCUCACAAUUCGAGUGAAUGUCUGAGGCUGCUGGUUCGUGCAGCUCCAUCUGAUGGCUACAUAAACUCAAAGACAUUUGAAGGGAUGUGUGCGCUGCACCUUUCGGCACGCCAUGGAUCUUUGGAAUGCGUUCGUAUUCUUCUGGAAGCUGGGGCUGACCCCAAUGGAGUUACCACCGAAGCAACCACCCCACUGUUCCUAGCUGUUGAAAAUGGACAUGCAGACAUUGUAAAGUUUCUGCUCCAACAUGGAGCAAAUGUUCAAGGAUCUCAUUCUUGGUCUGGAUGGAAUUCUUUGCACCUAGCUUCUUUUCAGGGAUGCCCUGAGAUAAUGAAAAUACUCCUGGAGAAAGGAGCAAGCAAGGAAUGUAAGGAUGACUUUGGAAUUACACCUUUGUUUGUUGCUGCUCAGUAUGGAAAGCUGGAGAGUUUAAGACUGCUUGUAUCCCAUGGUGCAGACAUAAACUGUCAAGCCAAGGACAGAGCCACUCCCCUGCUGAUUGCCGCACAGGAGGGCCACACCGAAUGCGUGGAACUCCUGUUAUCAAAAGGGGCAGAUGCAAAUCUCUACUGCAACCAGGAUAACUGGCAGUUACCUAUUCAUGCAGCAGCUGAAAUGGGCCAUAAAAAGAUAUUAGAGUUGCUAAUACCAAUUACUGAUCGAAUUUGUGACAGAGGCAAAGGCAAAGUGAGCCCUGUGUAUUCAGCAGUAUAUGGUGGUAACAAAGAAUGUUUGGAAAUGUUACUUAAAGAAGGCUACAGUCCAGAUGCUCAAGAGUGCCUUAACUUCAACUGCAGAUCUCCCAUGUGUAUGGCCUUCCAAAAAGAGUUUUUUUAUUUCAUUGAUAUUCUCCUGAAAUACGGGAUCACCUUACUUGGGAUUAAUUUGGGAUAUUGCCUGAUCCAUGAAAAGUUUACUUUGUUUAAACGCUUUUUGAAGCUGGGCUGUUCACUGCCUUCUGGGGACCAGUUGCUGGAGUUCGUAAGUUACACACUAAAAGUGCAUAAGGAGUACAAGAAAUGGCUGCCUUAUCUGCUCUUGGCUGGUUUUAAUCCAGUGAAUUUAAUGCACAGAUUCUGGAUUUUCUCUGUGAGCGAGAAUGCCCUUAAUUUCAUCCUGGAGUUCACAAACUGGAAGAGACUUCCUCCAGCUGUAGAGCAAGACCUUUCUGACUACAAAGAGAAGUUCAAUGGGACUCCCAAGAGCCAUUUUGCCCUCAUUCCUUGCCUGUCUCAUCUCUGUCGCCUUGAGAUCCGGUCCAUUUUAACGAGUGAACGCCUGCGAUCGGACCGGUUUAUCCGCAAAUUGCCAUUGCCAACUUGUCUCCAGGACUACCUUCUCUACUUAGAUGUACUGCGAGCCAGUGCUAUCCCAGAAGUGGAGGGUUAUCUGGGGCAGAGAGAGGAGGGAGCUCCCUCUACCAGUCACUCCAGCGCUGAAGAUGCAGAGAGGAGGGAGUGCCUGUAACACUAGGUGAUGGCACUGCCA